Messenger RNA from Lucilia sericata (common green bottle fly), 3791 nucleotides. Its product is annotated as probable phosphorylase b kinase regulatory subunit beta. NCBI's taxonomy places the organism in Eukaryota, Metazoa, Arthropoda, Insecta, Diptera, Calliphoridae. Gene Ontology annotation, cellular component: phosphorylase kinase complex. Gene Ontology annotation, biological process: glycogen metabolic process. Gene Ontology annotation, molecular function: calmodulin binding. The record is from RefSeq and is a predicted model, not a curated record.
AGUUGCUAUCAGCUGUUUGUCAAAUAAACGUCAUAUUUGACUUUUACAACUGCUAUCCAAGGGUAUUUAUAUUACAGGAAAACUUUUUUAUAUACCAAUGCAAAAAAUUUAUAAUUCUAUAUAAAAUAUUUACAAUAUUUUACAUUUUAUACCAUGAGAGAUCCACCCAAAAAUUUGGGUAUUACUGUAACUACUCCUGGUAGUACUGUUACCUCAGGAGCACCAUCUACCUCAGGAAGGCAAAACAGUUUGGAAGAUAUCAAUCUGGAUCAAUUUUUGAAAACAUCGAAUUAUGAGGAUACGGUUAAGCAAUUGGAUAUAUAUUAUGGCAUUGUUAAACGACAAUUGCUACGUUUUCAAAGUCCCAUAACUGGAUUAUUUCCUGUAAUGAGUACUGAUCAUGAAAUUGGUUCCGUCCGUGAUAGUGUCUAUUGUGCUGCAGCCGUAUGGAGUUUAUAUCAAGCCUAUCGACGUAUCGAUGAUGAUCGUGGCAAAUCAUAUGAAUUGGGUCAAUCUACUGUUAAAUGCAUGCGUGGUAUAUUAGAAUGUUGGAUUAAACAAGCGCCACGGGUUGAGCUAUUCAAACAGAGACAAUCUAAUCAGCAUGCUUUACAUAGUAAAUUUCAUUUGCAUACCGGUGAAGAGAUCUAUUCCGAUGAUUUUUAUAAUCAUUUACAAAUAGAUGUUGUUUCACUUUAUAUAAUAUUUUUAGUGCAAAUGAUAACUUCAGGUUUACAAAUUAUUUAUACACAGGAUGAAGUGGCUUUUGUGCAAAAUUUAGUUUACUAUGUCGAAAGAGCUUAUCGUACACCGGAUUUUGGUAUGUGGGAACGUGGCUCUAAAUAUAACAAUGGUACUCCCGAAAUACAUGCCUCUUCAAUUGGCAUGGCCAAAUCGGCUUUGGAAGCUAUUAACGGUUGUAAUUUGUUUGGUGAAAAAGGCGCUUCUUGGAGUGUUGUCUAUGUUGAUAUUGAUGCUCACAAUCGUAAUCGUAGUAUUUUCGAAACUAUGCUUCCCAGAGAGUCCAGUUCAAAGGGUGUUGAUGCUUCUCUAUUACUUACCUUGUCCUUCCCAGCGUUUGCUUCUCACGAAGACAGUUUAGUGGAACAAACCAAACAUAAUGUUAUAAGUCGUUUGCGUGGCAGAAGAGGUUUCAAACGCUUUAGUCGUGAUGGAUUUUUGAGUAAAGUGGAAGAUAAAAGUAGAAGAUAUUAUCACACUGGCGAAUUAAAAGAAUUUGAGGGUAUUGAAUGUGAAUGGCCACUGUUUUUCAUUGAAAUGAUAAUUGAUGGUGUCUUUAAGAAUAACAAUGAUCAAAUUGAGGAAUAUCAAAAUGAACUGCGUAAAUGUAUGUAUGCCGACACUUAUGGCGAUCCAGUUGUCACUAUGUAUUAUGCACCAGAUGGUGAGGGUUCUUAUUUAAAAGCACCCACCCAAACCCUAUUCCUAUGGGGUCAAUCUAUGUUUAUAAUAGCCCAACUUUUGACAGCUGGCCUAUUGCAUAUAAAUGAAUUAGAUCCAAUACGUCGUUAUUUGCCUAGUUAUAACAGACCCAGACGAGCCGGUCGUUAUUCAGCUUUUCAGGCUAAACCUGGCACUGGUACUGCUACUGAUUUGGUAGUACAAAUUGUUUUAAUUGCUGAAUCUAUGCGUCUACAAGCUAUGAUGGCUACUUAUGGUAUACAAACUCAAACACCUCAUGAGGUUGAACCCGUGCAAAUUUGGUCUUCCACGGAACUUAUUAAAGUCUAUCAACAUUUAGGUGUUAAUAAUAAAGUUGGCUUAUCGGGUCGUCCCUCGAGACCUGUAGGUUCUUUGGGCACUAGUAAAGUGUAUCGUAUUUGUGGCAUGACUGUACUCUGUUAUCCUUUGAUAUUCGAAGUUUCUGAUUUUUAUCUUUAUCGUGAUAUGGCUUUGUUAAUUGAUGAUAUCAAAACUGAAUUACAAUUUGUGGGUAAAUAUUGGCGUUUAUCUGGUAGACCUACGGUCUGUUUGUUAAUACGUGAGGAACAUAUGCGUGAUCCUCAGUUUAAAGAAAUGUUAGAUUUAUUGGCCAUGUUGAAGAAGGGCUAUUGUGAUGGCAUGAAAGUUCGCAUUGGCAGAUUACAAAAUCUUAUUAGUAGUUCUUGCAUAGAACAUUUGGAUUUUAUGAAUCAAAAUGAUUUAUCAGAUGAAGAGAAUGCUUUUGCUCAAAUUAAUCAUGAAUAUAUUGGCUAUCAAUCGUUAACGGAUGUCCCUAAGGCACAGACGUAUACAGAAGAAAAAAUAACCGUAGAGCACUAUAAUCACAAACCAACACAUGAAAUUAUCGAUGCUUUACGCAGUACCGAAUCUCUCUUCUGUCUCUGUCAACUCUGGGGCAUACUACUAAAUCGUGAGGGUUCUCAUUUUGAAGUUAACGGUCUAUCCGUUCAACAAGCUCUAACACAAUUAUAUCAUCGUGCUGGCUCUUUGCGUUAUUGGCGUGCCGUACGUUAUUGUUCUUCCCUACUACAUCACAUUGUUGAUUCUAUUAGUCCUUUUAUAACGACUGUCCUGGUAAAUGGCAAAGAAUUGACGGUUGGUGUUAUUGGACAAAAGGAAACAGUAUUUGAUAAACCUAUGACACCAGCAGAAAUACGUGAUGUUAUGUAUAAUACAGUACAACCGUAUAAUGUUAUACAGGCAGUAUUGCAACAGGAAGUUGUGUUAUAUUGCGGACGUUUAAUCGCUACUAAUCCCUCUAUGUUUAGAGGUAUUUUAAAGAUUCGCAUUGGUUGGGUUUUGGAGGCUAUGCGUAUUUAUUUGCAAAUUUCUGGCCAAGAAACAAUAGAUGUAGAUAAUUUAUCACCGUUUCAAGUGCGUAUCCUAUUGCAAAAAGUUCUUACUGUUAGUGAAUGGGCCACCGAAGAAAGACUUACAACUUUACAAAAACGCCAAUUGGAGGGUUGUUUGUGUCGAGUGCCCAAAAACUUUUAUAAUAAAAUCUGGGAAAUUUUACUACGCACUCCGCUGGGUAUAACCACACAGGGACAUUUAUUGCCAGCCUCUCCUACCUUAAUUAAUAUGAGUAGAGGAGAAUUAAACUUUUCGCUUUUAGUCGAAGAGACCUUAAUUUGUAUAGAGAAACCAGAAAGACGACAAAUAACUGUGGAAUUAUUAUGUAUUAUAGCGACAAUAUUAAGCAGGAAUCCCGAAUUACAUUUCAAACAUGCUUUAGAUUUGGAUGAAAUCUUAUUAGAAGCCUUAAUGUAUUGCAAGGAUAACAAUAUACAAGAUCAUAACAAUGAUAUGACACCAUUUUAUGCUUUAGUAUAUAAUGAAACCACUGGCUAUUUAGCUCGUGCUGCUGUUAAUAAAGUUUUACAAGGCGGUGCCUUUUCAACACAGGGAGAUGAAUUUAAUGAGGAAAAUUUACAUGAUGAAACCUGCAAAGUUUCUUAAUUUUCAUUCAUAUAUACGUAUGUAUGUAGUGUUAGUUUUAUAGUUUUUAUAACUCAACUAAGAAUUUAUAUUUAAUUUCCAUACUUCUUAAAGUUUCUUUUAACCAUGACAGAAAUGCUCUUCUAAAAUUGAAUUUAUUCAUUAUACUUUUCGCACAAUUUUUGUGAAACUUUAAGUUCCUUUUUUCUGAACUUCCCUCGAAAUUGUUCUUUUAACUCUCGAAACCUAGUAACACUUACUCACUUUUUGACCUUUAUAUAAAUGUUUAUUAAUUAAGUAAUAUUAUUAUGGUAUAAAAUUUUAAUUUAUGUAUGUAUAUGUAUGAUACAUCUUAAUGGUUUUUAAAUAAAAAAAGCAAAACAAAAGUA